AUGGCUAAGCUCCAGGAAAAGCACGCUGCUGAGGUUGCCAAGCUCAACCAGGCGCAUGAUGCUGCCGUCGCCUGGCUCAUGGAGGAGCACGAGGUCGAGGUUGCCCGUGUGAAGCACGCUGCAGAGGAGGUGGCGGUGGAUGUGGUGCAGGAUGCAAAGAAGGACAUAGUGCUGGACCUAUUCCCGGACCUGGACGCCUCAUUUCUGUUUAUAUCAUGA
Miscanthus lutarioriparius is the source of this 219-nucleotide messenger RNA. The record is from the annotation of a GenBank genome assembly. NCBI's taxonomy places the organism in Eukaryota, Viridiplantae, Streptophyta, Magnoliopsida, Poales, Poaceae.